This is a messenger RNA of Linnemannia hyalina, 300 nucleotides long. The record is from the annotation of a GenBank genome assembly. NCBI's taxonomy places the organism in Eukaryota, Fungi, Mortierellomycota, Mortierellomycetes, Mortierellales, Mortierellaceae.
AUGACAACGCACCCCUCCUCCCACACAAACACCACCACCUCCUCCUCUGUCGCCACAACCGGAGCCCCUCCCGCCCACGCCACCUCUGCCACAACAACAGUAGCAGGAACCAACCAAGCAACCUCGCAGGCCAACAUUGACGGUGGAGCAGGAGGAUUCUCGACACAGGUCGAACCCCAGAUCUUGAGCCACGAGGAAGGAGCAGGAUGGGAGCGGACUGUGACCCAAGUUCCUGGAGAGGACCCCGUUCAUAGCAUCAAGUUGGCUGGACAUAUCAAGGGGAUCCCUGGCCGGCGAUAG